AUGUUAGAUAGACUACCGGAAGGAUACCUGCCAAAAUGGAAUCUAAUUAUAUCUAUAAUCGCUUUUUUUAAUACAAUUCAAACAUAUAUUAGUUUGAAGUUAACAAAACAUGUAUACAGUGGUGCUUGUGAUCAAGUAAAUCCCUUAGCAACAAGACUUUUUGGAACAUGGACAUUGAUUUCAGCAAUUAUAAGAUUUUAUGGAUCAUAUUAUAUGUCUAAUUUUGUUAUUUAUGAAAUAAUAUUAUGGACAUAUUAUAUUGCGAUAUUUCAUUUCAUUACAGAAUGGUUUAUAUUUAAAAGUGUUAAAUUUGGUGCGCCACUUGCAGGGCCACUUAUCGUUUCUACUUUAAGUAUUAUUUGGAUGAAUGUUUUUCGCGAGAGCUAUGUACAUCAUUAAUAGAUAAGUGCA
Messenger RNA from Pneumocystis murina B123, 411 nucleotides. RefSeq lists its product as hypothetical. Gene Ontology annotation, molecular function: protein-macromolecule adaptor activity. The coding region runs from base 1 to 399 and encodes 132 amino acids. Lineage: Eukaryota; Fungi; Ascomycota; Pneumocystomycetes; Pneumocystales; Pneumocystaceae. Gene Ontology annotation, cellular component: membrane; endoplasmic reticulum. The record is from RefSeq and is a predicted model, not a curated record. The transcript is spliced from 4 exons.